Messenger RNA from Chionomys nivalis (European snow vole), 7317 nucleotides. It is a transcript of the gene Kctd7, whose product is annotated as potassium channel tetramerization domain containing 7. Gene Ontology annotation, molecular function: protein binding. The coding region runs from base 187 to 1056 and encodes 289 amino acids. The record is from RefSeq and is a predicted model, not a curated record. The transcript has 4 exons. Gene Ontology annotation, biological process: protein homooligomerization. NCBI's taxonomy places the organism in Eukaryota, Metazoa, Chordata, Mammalia, Rodentia, Cricetidae.
GCGCGGUGGUCGUUAGACGGUUGGAGGGCAGCGCACGACGUCCUGCCUGCUGCUGCGCGCUGGCCCUCGGCGUCGGGCGCCCGGCGGCGUCCCGUCUCGUCAUGUCAGGCGCUGCUUGGCUUUAGUUCUCCAGGCCUCCGCCCACCCGCCUACCCGAAGCCGCGCCCACCGCCCAGAGCCAGAGGGAUGGUGGUAGUCACCGGGCGGGAGCCAGACAGCCGUCACUCGGACGGUGCCAUGUCCAGCUCCGAAGCCGAGGACGACUUCCUGGAGCCGGCCACUCCGACGGCCACGCAAGCGGGGCACGGGCUGCCCCUGCUGCCCCAGGAGUUUCCUGAGGUCGUCCCCCUUAACAUUGGAGGGGCUCACUUUACCACACGCCUGUCUACCCUGCGGCGCUAUGAAGACACCAUGUUGGCUGCCAUGUUCAGCGGGCGACAUUACAUCCCUACAGACUCUGAGGGCCGGUACUUCAUUGACCGAGAUGGCACGCACUUUGGAGAUGUGCUGAACUUUCUGCGCUCAGGGGAUCUGCCACCCCGGGAGCAUGUGCGAGCUGUGCACAAAGAGGCCCAGUACUACGCCAUUGGGCCCCUCUUGGAGCAGCUGGAGAACAUGCAGCCACUGAAGGGCGAGAAAGUGCGCCAGGCCUUUCUGGGGCUCAUGCCCUAUUACAAAGACCAUUUGGAGCGGAUUGUGGAGAUUGCCCGGCUGCGCGCAGUACAGCGGAAGGCCCGCUUUGCCAAGCUCAAAGUCUGUGUCUUCAAGGAAGAGAUGCCCAUCACCCCCUAUGAGUGUCCCCUCCUCAACUCUCUUCGCUUUGAGCGGAGUGAGAGUGAUGGACAGCUCUUUGAGCACCACUGUGAAGUAGAUGUGUCUUUUGGGCCCUGGGAGGCAGUGGCUGAUGUAUAUGACCUGUUACACUGUCUGGUCACGGACCUCUCAGCCCAAGGCCUCACAGUGGAUCACCAGUGCAUCGGGGUGUGUGACAAGCACCUUGUCAACCACUACUAUUGCAAACGCCCCAUCUAUGAGUUCAAAAUCACGUGGUGGUGAGUACCAGUAGCCGAGUCCCAUGAAAGAGGUGUCCAUCCUCUCGGGCGGCUCUGGGAAUCUGAUCCCCAGAGGAGCUGCUGACUGUCCCCGAACCUCCUGAGGUGAGGACAGUGUGCUGAGGCACAGAUGCAAAGGCUCGGGUGCUGCCGCAGCCCCCCUGGCUCGUCUACCUUGGGGACUCAAUCUGCACUCACCCCAUCUUUUCCUCGAGGCAUGGCAUCUUCACUGGAGGCCACAGGAUUUAGUGGGGAUAUCAUCGGAAGUCCGGAGAGGUUUGAUACUUUCUUGACACCUUGCAAGAGAGCGUCUGCCCAUUUUAGAGCCAUGUUGCUGAUGAAGGUGUCAAUCACUUCCUCACCCUGUUUGAACAUUCCUGUGCUCAGUGUGUCAGUCAGAAUAAGGAGUGUGAUAGGGGAUUUACCCAAGUGUCCACCCUGUAGCCCUGGCCAAAGAAGAAAGAGUCCUUUUCUCCCCAAUGUGCUCCUUGCUCUUCCAGUGACUCUAGUACCUUGUCUUAGGAUGUGGAAACAUAUGUCCCGCACUUCCAGAACAUGCCUGUCACCUUCUCUUUGAGAUUAACCACAGCUGCCAAAGCCAUGUACCAGUUGGGCCUUAGAAAAACCACAAUGUUUACAGCCGUGCCCCGGGGCUUUGGCUUUACAUUCUUUGCAGAGUUAUACUCUUCAUAGGACUGGAAGGUUUCAAAGGUUCUCUCCAAAGAUUCCCCAAGUUAGGCAGACAGGGAGUCUAGGAACUCUUAACAUGUAGCAUCCCUCCAGAGGCCAAGAUCACAGCUUGCUGCCAAGUCUUGUGUUAGGAUCCAGUGUGGUGAACCUCUUUGGCACGGACACUCUCUUUCUCUGGAAGCUACUGUUUGGGCUUGAGGGAGAGGAAAGUAAGUCCCAGGUGGAGGCACGGCCAUCCCAGGAGCUGAAGAUGAUUGUAGUAAAUGUGCGUGUUCUACUUCCUGCUUCAAAAAGAGAAAACAGUCCACAAUAAUUUCUUGCUCAGUGGUCAGGGUGCAGCAUGUAGCCCCCAAAGAGAAGUGUAGCUCUCUUCCGAGAUCAUUACAUGUCCACACUGCACAAUGGGUUCUAUGUAAUCAUAGGUAUCCUUGACCGUUUCUGGAUAGUAUUUUUUUUAAUUAAACUUUAAAAAAAAAAAAAAAUAUAUAUAUAUAUAUAUAUAUAUAUAUAUGGAAUUGGCAGCACCCCAAUAUUAGUCCUGUAAAGUCAGAGUGGUCCAAUCAGACACUUGGGGGUUAGAGGCAUCCAUGUGCCUCAGAGGACUAGAAGGCCAAGCCCUGGGCUCUGAGCUGGACUUCUUGGUGCAGGUGGAGGGGGUGACUUUCCGAGGCUCCUGGGAGAACACAUGGUUUUGACCUUGUGCUUCACUCUGAGUGUAACAGAGGUAGAGGCUGAGGUCCAAGAGGGAGGGAGCAGCAGCCGUCUUCCAGGAGGAGUUCUCUCUGUAGUCCUCAGCAAACAAUAGGAUCUUCUGGGGUGAUGAAGCCCCUGCUUGGCUCUUAGCCCAACACCGUGGCUCUGGCCUUGUCUUAGCAAAGAAGUUCUUUGUUUAAAUAGGUUUUAUUUUUAUUUUGUGGACAGGGUCUCAUGUAGCCCAGAUUGGCCUCAAAUUAGCUAAGGACACCCUUAUACUCUUGACCUUCCUGCCUCUACCUCCAAAGCUCUGGGGGACAUAGGCAUGUCCCCCACACCUGGCUCUUGUGUUCAUUUUUUUCUUAAUAACAUAAACAGAGUUUGCAGAGUAGCCAGCUGUCUGCAUUACAACAUACUACUCAUGCUUAACUCACUCAGAAUAUACAAAUUUAACUUUAAACCAUUAGCUUCAUGACCAAAACAGAGCAAGAAACAUAUUUGAAACUGGUUUUCUGUCCCUGAGGUUGCAAAAUUAUCCCUGAGAAAUGGACUCACCUUGUAAGACCAAUUAAUAUGGAGGUAGUUAAGUUCCUUUUGUGGGAAUUUAUGAAUAAUCAAUACAAUAUACACAAGUCGUGACUGCAGGUCAAGGUCAGACCAUAAAGGCAUUUGCCCAUCCAUGGUGAUGGUCCCAUCUGUCCCAAAGUGCCACCCCUCCUGAUUGUUUAUUGGAGCAGUGGCCCCUAUUAGGCUUGUUGGGAACUGGAGAAUGGCUCCAUUCGAAGUGGGGAAAUCCUUGGUUCUACCAGUUCGCCUGUGGGGAAACAGUUGCCCCACCCAGAGGCCUUCAUUGGCCAUUAUGCUCUGGUACUCCUGUUCCAUUUUACUGAUCUGCUCAGUUGUCAAGUUGGGUGUUAUUGAGGGAGCACCAGUUGGGGACUUUAGUGGUAUUUCUAAAGGAUCUACUUGGGGUGAUUGAGAUGUUUCCUUGUCAAUGUCCAAAGAAGGAUAGACUGGGGGAGGUGGUGGCUCAAUGAAGUAGGAAUGGGUCCAACGCUGCCCGGGUUCAGGGAUCGCAGCGAGGUUUUCCCUGGUUAAAGCAGGUGGAAGCUUUUGCCCUGAAGCAUCUGGGCUUUCCUGCAACCCCGAGGUUGUUGCCGUUGUCUCAUAGGAAAAGCCUGAUCUUGGGGUGUCUGCUGACUAGUGUUUACUGAGUCGUUUUGGUAGCUUCUUUCUUCAGGUUGCUUAGUCUCAUCAACUGGGCUCUUGUGUGACCAGUGAGGUCCAACCAGAAAAUCAGGAGUGGCAAUGAGUGAGCCAUAGUCUUCUUCAUAUUCAUCAUCUGAGCUUGUAUCCAAGAUCUGAGAAGAGGGAUCCUGGUCUUGCAUAUCGCUGCCAUGGGUUAUUAUUGGAUCUUUACCUCCUGCAGCUAAAUCAUCCAGGUGUUGGAGGCCUCGCUCCCGGGCACUGGUUUCCUGAUCAUCUGGGCCCCUAGUAGAGGUAUUCGAAGGGGCGGGCUGCUGGGGUGCUGACAUAGAAGAGCGUUGGGCUCCCUUCAUUUGCAGUGUGAACCAAAGCUGCAAGUUGUUGGAUUUUUUUCCCCCUCUUUGCUGCAAGCGCCAUCUCUGCCUUGAUGUCCAAUGUCGUGGUUUUGGGGUUUUGGUUUUUUUUUUUUUGUAUGGAAGUCCACCAGGAUUCCCUGUUCAGCAUGAUCAAGGUCUAGUUGGUCUAUCUCUUGCUCUUCAGCAUGCUUCUUUGGGCGUCUCUCAGCCUCACUGGCAGCUUCCCAGAGUUGCUGGUAUUGUUCUCCAACAGUAACACCCACUAGAGUGCCCGGUGCAACAGCUGACAACUGGGGAAACGGUCCGUGUUCCAGGCUGUUGACUCCUCAGAGGUUGAGACUCCGUGCAGACGGAGCAUAUUCUUGGCCAGCUCCUGCAGUGCAAGCUUGAAACUGUCAACCUCUGCUUGAACCAUUACUGUCCAGACAAGAGUAGAGAGUGAUCUGAUUGCCUUCUUUGCGGAAGAUGUGGUCUAAAACAGUCGUAACUGUCAAGAGACCUGAGCGUCUUCCUUGGGCUACCGGAUUGGAAAUACUGAUAGCAGAAUCAUGCCCAGCUUCCACGUUGGUUCCUUGAUGGGUCAACAUGAAUUUGAAGGUAAAGCUGGCCCACAUGAUCCCAGAGAUCAUCAUCAUGAACCCGGGAGUGUUCCAACCCUGGGGAUGUUGUGUUAGGCCCUGCUCAGCAUGAAUGGGUAUUUGGCACUGAACUUUUUCCAGGCAUGCCCUCUCACCUACAACUAGCUUCGGUAAAAAACAGGCUACAGAAAGAAAGAAAUUGCCCUACUUUCCAAUGUUCAUUAUGGUUGUUGGCAAGAGCUAAGAGGGCUUGUUGUGUUCAGCUGCCAAGCUCUGUGUCAAGACAAAAUUCAGUCAAGUUGCUGGUUGUCUUAUUUUCGAAGAUGUGGAAAAGCAGUCUGUGUCGUUCAAGUAAUGUCUGGCUGCCCUUUGCUCAAAAUUCCCCAAGUUUCCUUCUUAGGGAUACUGGGUGCACAAAGUCAACAGGCAGCUGUCCAAUAAGUCCCCUAAUUCAACCCCCAGCCUGUUUAGCGUGGAUUAUCUGUAGGCAUAGUUCAGUGGGUUCUGGGGCCCGGUGUGAAGGAUUCCACUGGUUGUGUCCUGAAGUUGAAUAUGCUAUGCAGCUCGAAGUCCUCUUGGGUUGGAGAAUGAGAAGUGGGAUCUGCCCCCAAAUGGUUUCGAUUUUGCCGUGUCAAGGAUGCAUCUUAAACCUGACUGGAAAUGAAAGUCGGAACACUAGUGCAGUCAGUGUUAAUGCCAGUGCUCGAUGGAUUGAAGAACUGAAUCGUCCCAUUUUUAAACUGUUAGUGAAGCACACUGUUGAGGAUGAUGUACAGAUCAGCAGAGAGCUGACAAUUGAGCGAGGGACUUCUAGUAACUAGGCCUGGGACCCUUUCUCUUCCUGCUGUAGAAUCCUUCAGUGGUUGGAAAUUUAGAGUCCACAAAUAUAAGACAGAGGGAAAACUGAUCUGCUCAAAACCAGGCCCAGACUGAUUGCUUAAUACAAAGAUGCUGGGGAAAGACAUUGUCUCUGUACUUCCUGGAGAGAGUUUCUCCGUCUCCUUUUUUAUUCUCAGGAUGAUAGGUUUUGUACUGUUAUGGCAAGAGAAUGUUCCAGGCCACUGGAGCAGACAGAGGAGGGGCACUAGAUAACCAGCUCAGAAUUCCCUCCCCUCCCCUUUCAAUUCCUUUACUAUUUUUUUUUAAAUAGUUGACUUGAUGUUUGCAAUAUUAGGGCAGACCGUAUGCCGAAUCUUCUUGUGUGUAUGUGUUUUUUUAAAUAACAAAACCCUUUUUAAGCCAGUGACUUCUGUACUUUCUUGCAGCACAGAAACUUUUCUUUGUACUAUAAAGUAUACUAUAAUUUUCCCUUGACUAGUGAAAUAUGAAAUAAAGCAAUAUAUAUUGGGAUCUGGGGUGUGGUUUCAUAAGAGAACACACCUACCUACUAUGCACAAGGCCCUAGGUUCCCUUCUCAGCACCACAAAAAAUAAAAAAAGGAAAAGAAAAAAAAAAAGACAAGCAUCAUGUCAAACUGUAUCUUUGCUAUUUGGGGCUCUACACUCACUUUCUACUCUCUUGGAGCUUUUCUUAAACGGAAUAAAAGAAUUCAUCAGCCUAUUCUGGCCGUCUCUAACGAGAAGCUGAGCUCAUUCCGAAAUACGCUAUUGUAUGUGAUGGCUGCGGAUGGCUUCCAAAUGAAGGGGUCGUGUCUGUGGAAAUUACUUCCAUCUGUCCGUUUCUUUCCAGUUGCAAUUGCUUAGACCCAGACCAAAAGAUUUGCAAGGAAAGCUUUUCCUUGAUCCACAGGAAGUCCGUUCUCAAAAUGAUUUAUGCGCCGUGUCAAUGCCUCUCGCGGUGUGAGUGUGACCAGUUGUUGCUGAAGCAGAUCCAAGUGCCUAGCCUUGAGCUUCCCUCCUGUUUGACUCUGGGCACUUUUUCUCCUGGGUGACAUGCUCACUGGUUGGGACAGUGAGAGAUUUGAUAGCGGCACAUGGUGCAACGUUAGAGUCGAGGCAGAGAAGACUGAGGGAGAGCCACAUUGAAACAAUAUUCCAAGGUGUGUGUGUGUGGGUUGGGGGGGGGUUCAUUGUUACUGAUCUAAUAAAGGAACCAUCACCAUCCAUAACCUUUGUCUGUGUGUGUUCACCUGGCUGCCCAGUACUUCCAACACUGAAAGCCAACAAUACUCUGGACCCUCCUGUUCAUUUCUCUUGGGGUUUGGGCUGUUUGGGAACUAACUGCCUGAGCUCUGUGUCUUGGGCUGAUCAAGUUCUGAGUUGCUCCCUGGAGGACUACCACACACCUGCAAUAAAGAGCCAGCGGGGAGCGGGGUAGGGGGGAGGUGUGUGAUGCUGGGCUGAGUCCUGAGACAGACGUCACCCAGCACACCUUUCCACGAUGGAAUGUCAAGUGUCCUUCUGCAUAGUUUUAAACCAUAUUUGAUUGUAAUAUAAACAGUUAAGCUCUCUCUCGGGCUUCGGUGCAGGCUCUUGCCUGGAGGGGAUGCCCGUUAUUCUUAAGGGAGCCUUCCCUUAUCUAAAGGCAAGAUGUUGGGAACUGGGAUGGAAGAGACAUUUGGGGGGGCAAUUUUGGGGAAAAAUAUGUGUCUGUAGUGGGGAGGGUUAGAUUGGGAAUGUGGGAACAGAUUGGGUGUCGGAACAGACAUGGCCUUCUGAGUGUGGGAGGUCAGCUGGAUCCAUUGUCUUCAUUUGCAUAAUUUUGUUUUUGGGUACUGACUAUAACACUUCCUGUGUUCAAUAGCACACCUGUUUGUGACUACUCUUGCAUAUAGAGCCUCGG